UCUUCUUCAUCAUCGUCCUUCAACAAUGUCUUUCGGAAAGGUUUAUGGUUACAUUGGUAACCCCAGAACGGCCGUCGUGCUGAUGCUCGCCAAGUACUUCGACCUCGACGUCGAGCUCGUCGAGAUGGGCGGUGGCAAGUUCACCCUCGAGUACGAGACCAACUUCCCCUGGAAGAAGAUCCCCGCCUUCAUCGGUGCCGACGGCGUCGUCCUUCACCAGGUCACCGCCAUCGCUUUCUACUUCGCCCAGCAGAAGCCCUCCACCCUCCUCGGAACCACCCCCGCCGAGAAGGCCUCGAUCAUCCAGUGGGCCUCGUUCAUCAACAUGGACGCCGCCCCCGCCCUCUCGGCGUGGUGGAUGCCCCUCAUCGGCAGACAGCCCUACAACAAGAAGGCUGUCGAGAAGGCCGAGCAGGACUUUGUUUCCUACGCCGGUGCCAUCGAGGCGCACUUGGCCGCCAACACCUUCCUCGUCAGCGAGCGUAUUACCAUCGCUGAUAUCAUCAGCGCUGCUAUCCUCACCCGUGGAUUCCAGUACGUCUUUGGCGCCCAGUGGAGAGCUACCUACCCCGCCAUCACCAGAUGGUACACUUUGAUCACCAACCAGCCCUUCUGGGACACCAUCCCUGCCGCUCCCGCUGUCUUCAUCGAGGAGGCCGUCAAGUACACUCCCCCCAAGAAGGAGGCCGCGCCCAAGAAGGAGGCCGCCCCCAAGGCUGCCGCCCCUAAGCCUGCCGCUGAGGAGGACGACACCUCCAAGGAGGUCAAGGCCAAGCACCCUCUCGAGGCUCUUGGACCCGCCAAGAGCUUCCCCAUCGAUGCCUGGAAGCGUCAGUACUCCAACGAGGACACCCGCCCCGUUGCCCUCCCCUGGUUCUGGGAGCACUACGACCCCUCCGAGUACUCGCUCUGGCGCGUCAACUACAAGUACAACGAUGAGCUCACCCUGACCUUCAUGUCGGCCAACCUCAUCGGCGGCUUCUUCAACCGUCUCCAGGCCUCGACCAAGUUCCUCUUCGGCUGCCUCGUCGUCUACGGCGUCUCCAACGACUCCGGCAUCACCGGCGCCUUCCUCGUCCGCGGCCAGGACGCCCUCCCCGCUUUCGAGGUCGCGCCCGACUGGGAGUCUUACGAGUUCGUCAAGCUCGACGCUUCCAAGACCGAGGACAAGGAGUUUGUCGAGGACAUGUGGGCCUGGGACAAGCCUGUCGUCGUCGACGGCGUCUCCAAGGAGAUUGCUGACGGAAAGGUCUUCAAAUAAGCUAUUUACUUCGUUUUGUCUUAGCUCUUAUCUAAAUCAACGACUUAUAACUUAUCA
Molecule: messenger RNA, 1318 nt
Organism: Myxozyma melibiosi
Lineage: Eukaryota; Fungi; Ascomycota; Lipomycetes; Lipomycetales; Lipomycetaceae
Product: elongation factor EF-1 gamma subunit
Exons: 3
Coding region: 26-1261 (411 amino acids)
Biological process (GO): translational elongation
Cellular component (GO): nucleus; cytoplasm
Molecular function (GO): translation elongation factor activity
Source: RefSeq, a predicted model, not a curated record